AAUUCGACCAUCAUAAAUUAUCACCGAACUUCUGGAUUUCGACCGGAAAACGGUUCCGCCAGCGGGCAUCCGUCCACGACCUCUCUCGAUUCUCGCCAUCUUACAGUGCAUUUCCGAUCACAAGUGCCUCUCGAGGCUGCUUCUGCAGACCACAUCACCGAUGCCCGCCAUUGCCGAUAGGGAUUGCCGUUUCCGAUUCCUGAACCCUUAGCAUAUUGACCUUCGAAUGCACCUACACCGCGAGCUGGAAUUUGAUUGCACACACCAAGAGACAGGCCCGCCAUGGAUCGCGCAAGGAGGCAUGAGCUGCGCCAGUUGAACCAGAGGGCCUGGAACGGCGAGAAAGACCUCUUUCCCGUGAGCCAGUCCCUCGAUUCGACCAUGAAGAAAAACACCGCCUUCAUCAAGCGUCUGCGAACCGCCAUAACCCCCGCCACUCUCAGUACCUUCCUUCAAGAGAUCAAAACUGUGAGCCUGUCGAAAUACCUCUCCGAGAUCGUGUCCGCUUGCCAUGAAGGCCUUUGCAAGCUCAAGUCACCGGGCGAGAUUGAGGCCGGCGUCGAGAUUGUUAGCGCUCUCCACCAGCGCUUUGGACCGGCCGACUUUACGUCGUACCUCGGUUGGUACCUCGGGAAAUCGAUGGCCACGCCUGAUAAGAGCGUCCUCAAAGCCCUUUCGCCGGAGGCGAGGGAAAAGGAAGAAAAGGAUCGCCUGGUCAGGCAGCGGGUCUUGCUACGAAUUGUGACCGAGCUGUGGCUUGUUGACGUCCUGCGCACUCUCGAUGACAUCAAGCGUCCGGAUGAUGCCACAAAUGGGACGACUGCCAAGCCGGCGGAGCUGAAGUCCCGGGUAUCCGCCAAAGGGGGUGCUGCCGAGCCGUUUCCCCUCGAGGUUCUAAAAGACCUGCUUGGCCACGACAGGGAACAUGUGAACCUGCCCCUGCUUGUCAUCUUCGUCAAGGCGUUUAGCUGGGAUGUUCUGGGCGUUCGGGCAGCCGGCUCUGAGGGCCGCAAGACGGUCGAGGAGGAUGGAGUAACCAAAGCCGGGAACGGGGCCGAAGACCAAGAGGGCGAGCCUGCGCCUGGAUCCAAAGAUCCCGCCUUCACUCCGCCCGAGCUGCAGGAGCGCUUCCGGAACGUCCUCAAACGCUACUUCGAGGACGUCAAGGCCCACCUUAUCCGGGACCAAAAGGCGAUCUAUGCGCAGUCCCGCAAGAACGCCGAAGCCUACGUCAAGUCGGGCGAAGUGUUUGAGGACCGUCAAGCCAACUUCGAGAAACAGGUCAAGGCUCAGGAGCGCCUUGUUGCCAACGCGCAGGUCAUUGCCGAUGUCAUUGGAGCCGAGAUGCCGGACUUGAAAGACCAGGACGACGCUUCUGCUGGCGCAAACGGCUCAAUCGGCAUUGUCAAGGCCGGAGAGUAUCUGCGUGGUCAAGGAGACGGUGCAGGUAUCUGGGAUGAUGAAGAGGAACGGCGCUUCUACGAAAAUCUCGUGGACUUGCGAGGCAAGGUCCCGAGCAUCCUGCUUGAAGAGGUGAAAAAGAAGAAGCCCGAUGCAGACGAGCAGGUCGGCAAGAAGAUUGACCCUGCAGAGACCGCCGAGGCGCCCAAGCCCGAUGACACUGCUGCGGACGAUCAAUCCGUGGCAAUCGCGAAUAAGACCAUCGGGGCUCAGGUUGACGCGUUGCUCUCCCGGCUUCCGGACCUGAUCACCAAAGACGCCGUUGACCAGACGGCCAUAGACUUCUGUUACCUCAACUCCAAGGCUUCCAGGAACAGGCUCAUCAAGGCAUUGACAGAUGUCCCAAAGGGCCGUGGCGAUCUCCUUCCGUAUUGGUCCAGGCUCGUUGCUACGCUUGGCCAGUACAUGUCAGACAUCCCCAAAGGGCUCGUCGAGUACCUUGAUGCCGAGUUCCGCAGCCUGCAGCGGCGCAAGGACAAGGAAUUCUUGGGCCAAGUGAGGCUCAGCAACAUUCGCUACCUUGCCGAGCUGACCAAGUUUGGCAUUGUUCCGGAGCACGUCGUCUUCCAUUGCCUCAAAGUCAGCCUGGAUGAUUUCUCCCGGAUGAACAUCGAAAUCAUCUGCAACCUGCUGGAGAAUUGUGGGCGUUACCUGCUGCGGAACCCAGAAACCUCGCCUCGUAUGACGACCUUCCUAGAGACCCUCCAGCGGAAGAAGUCGGUGCAGCACAUUGGCCCCGCCGAGAGGAUGCUCAUCGAGAAUGCCGUGUACUAUGUCGACCCGCCGCAACGUCCGGCCAUCCAGCAGAAGGAGCGGACGCCAAUGGAGCUCUUCAUCCGCAAACUCAUCUACUCGGAUCUUACCAAGCAGACCUAUAACAAAGUUCUCAGGCAGAUCCGCAGGCUCCAUUGGGAGGAGAAAGAGGUUGUCGCUGUUCUUCAUAAAGUUUUCUCCAAGCCCGGAAAGGUGAAAUACGGCAACAUCCAUCUCCUAGCCAUUCUCCUCAGCGCCAUCUACAGGUACCAUCCCGAAUUUGUCAUUGGUGUGAUUGACGCUGUGAUUGAGUCAAUCUCCCUCGGUCUGGAGAUCAACGACUUCAAGUUCAAUCAGCGCCGUGUCGCCGAAGUGAAGUAUCUGGGAGAGCUAUACAACUACCGGAUGCUCGAGCACCCCGUCAUUUUUGAUACCAUGUACAAGAUCAUGACCUUCGGUCACGGCGGGCCGCCGGUUCCCGGUCGCAUCAACCCCUUCGAUCAGCCCGACGACUACUUCCGCAUUCGCCUGAUCUCUACCAUUCUAGAGACUUGUGGGAUGUUCUUCAACAAAGGUGCCGCAGGAAAGAAGCUGGACUACUUUCUCUCCUUCUUCCAGUACUACAUCCACACCAAGAAUCCAUUGCCAAUGGACAUCGAGUUUCUCGUCCAGGACAUCUUCGCCCUGACCAGACCUCAGUGGAAGUUGGCGUCGAACGUGGAGGAAGCCACCAAAGUCUUUCAGCUCGCCAUUGUUCAGGAUCAGAAGACUUCUGGUCUCGACAAGGCUGUGGAACAGGAAGAUGGAACGAGUGGAGCGAGCACUGACGAUGAGGAGGCCGCGGCGGAGCAGGAUGAGGACGAGGAGUCGGGCUCCGAGGAAGGCGAGGCCGAAGCUGAGGAUGCUGACCAGAACCCGUCAUUCCGCGAUGACGAGUCGGAGGAUGAGGCCAUUGUCGUCACUAGGGAGGAGGAAGAGGUUGAUCCCGAAGAUGAAGCUGAUUUUGACCGUGAGUAUGCGAAGAUGAUGGCGGAAAGCCUCGAGACGCGCAAAUUCCAGCCCAAGCAGCAAUUCGACAUACCGCUGCCGGUUCGGCCUAAGAACCGCGAUGUGCCAAGCGGGAGCGAACCCGCCGAGAGUGGUCCCGGUACCCCAGGCGGAACGAUGGCCUUCUCUCUGUUGACGAAGAGGGGAAACCGCCAACAGACGCGGACGGUUGAACUGCCCUCGGACUCGAACUUUGCCGUGGCCAUGAUCAAUCAGCGGCAGGCAGCGAAGGAAGAACAACAGCGUAUCAAGAACCUGGUGUUGAACCUCGAUCUGCGGGAGAAUGAGGAGCAUGAUGGUGAAGAGAACUUGACCCCCUACGGCCCUCACAGCAAUAUUCAUCAGAUCUCUGCAGGACCCGAAAAGCCAGCUUCGCAUCACCACCACAAUCGGCCUGAUAAUCGGUCGGGCAAGGAGCGCGGACAGCGAGUCCGCAAGCUCCAACUCAGCGACGUCGACUGCGAAAGCAAGUGCCUUCUGCUGCUGAGGGGCAUCCCAAACGCUCGGCUCCCAAUCACCGGAGGCGCAAUGUUUGGCAACUGCCCGCCCGUGACGUGCCCACGAAGGAAAGGAAGCAUGACUAGCAUUUGUCGCAUGCAUCUUCCUGAGCUGUGGGCAACCGCCGAGAACUACCAACCUCCGGUAGAUCACAGCGAUGGGCAACGCAUCGUUAGCAAGAAGUUUUCUAACAAGGGCCGCAUUGGACGGCAAGAUCAUAGGACCUGA
Molecule: messenger RNA, 3987 nt
Organism: Chaetomium strumarium
Lineage: Eukaryota; Fungi; Ascomycota; Sordariomycetes; Sordariales; Chaetomiaceae
Product: armadillo-type protein
Exons: 8
Coding region: 283-3987 (1234 amino acids)
Biological process (GO): nuclear-transcribed mRNA catabolic process, nonsense-mediated decay
Cellular component (GO): exon-exon junction complex; cytoplasm
Molecular function (GO): protein binding; RNA binding
Source: RefSeq, a predicted model, not a curated record